Molecule: messenger RNA, 1785 nt
Organism: Rhizophagus irregularis DAOM 181602=DAOM 197198
Lineage: Eukaryota; Fungi; Glomeromycota; Glomeromycetes; Glomerales; Glomeraceae
Source: RefSeq, a predicted model, not a curated record
AUGCCAUUUCAAUUUAAUGGUGGUAUACAAAGUACCCAAAGUAUAAAAUCGUUUAAUGGUAUUAUUAAAAGGUCUUUAAAUAGAACAAGUACACUUUGUGAGAUGGAAGAAGCUAUAAAUAAGAGACAUGAAGAAGAAAUUAGAUAUUGUCAAUUAACAGAUCUUAAAGCAAAUAGUGUAUUAUCUUUACAACGUUUUCAAAUUUCACAAUCAUUUACUUAUGAAGGGCAAUUAAUAUCUUGUUUAUUUGAUAACUCACCUUCUGAUACUCCAGAUGAUAAUUUCGUAGAAGAUAUAGUAAAUGAACCACAAGUAAUGUUAAAAUCUAUAUUAAAUGAUAUGGAUACAUCAAAUAUUGUUGAAAUUUGGAAAAUUUGUCAAGUAGGAGGUAUUUCUCAAAAAGAAAAUUUAGUAGUUCUUUUUAAUGAUAGAUCACAUAUUUGUACUUGUUUGGAAACAAUUACAAAAGGAAUAAUUUGCUGCCAUUUUUGGAGAGUUAUGCUUUAUUCUAAUACAGCAAAAUUUCAUAUUAGUAUUAUUCCUAUUAGAUGGUACAAAGAUGAUAUUUUAACGAAAUUACACAGUGAUCAGAAAAAAAUAAAAUAUAGCUCAUUGGAAUUGUCUCAACAAGACGAAUCUAAUGGUAGUAAAAUCGCAUCUCUAGGAUUAAUACAUUUUCAAGGAUCUUAUAAUAAUGAAAUUAUUCAACAAAUUAUUCCUAAAAGAAAUAAAUUUGGAGUAGCAUUUUUAACUGCAAAGACUGCAAUUAAUAUUGCAUUAGAAACUGGAUGUGAUAACGAAUUACGACAAGAUAAACGAAACAAAAAUAAAGACUCUGGCUCUGACAUUUCGAACUCUGAUAAUGAACAAAAAAACAAUAAAAACAACCCUUCCAAACGUACCCGUACGCUCCCAGAAAAUCCUAUGGAAGAAGACUACGUCGCUGACUCAGCGGCUGACGCUGGAGGUAGUCAUAUUACUCCUCCUCAACAAAAUAAUGCUGACAACUUUUCGUCUCCUCCUCCCAAAAAUACUACUGCGCCUUCUGCGCCUAGUACUGUUGCGUCUGGUACCGACGCGUCCAUGCAUGCCCCAAAAGACAAAGAAACUUCCCCCUUAGACGCGUCUCCUAAUAAAGAUAUUAUGGAUACCAAUGAUACUUCUUCUCUUCCCCUUGACACGCCCACUAUUUCCAUUCUUAGGCAUGAUUAUCAGGCUGCUGCGGCUCCUAAUACUUCUCCUGAAUUUAUCAAAAAGUAUCCUACCAAUCGGGCUAUGAUUGACGCUGUAAAUAACCUCCUUUUGGAAACUUAUCACUCUUACACUGGCCGCGCUCGCAUGUCUGGUUCUGGUGACCUCAAACGAUUAGUCAUUCAUUUUAAUUCAACUACUGAAAGUGAUGCCUACCUUUCUCUCCAACAUGAUGAUCUUGCCGAUCUCCAAUUUUUUCUACAUGACCCUCAGCAACUCCGAACUGAUGAAGAUCUCUGGGCUAUCCAAGUCACUGACAUUAAAUUCUUCAUCAAGAAAGAUGACAUUACUGCUCUUUUUAAAAAAUAUGGUAACAUACAAUCCUGUCGCAUACAUACACGUGCCAAUGCUAAAGUUCAGCAAGCUCGUAUUGUUUAUGAUGAUGCUUCUUCUAUCCAACAUUUCAUGGAUAAACAGUGGGCAAUCUAUUGUUAUUCCACUUGUUUACAUGUGCAUUUAGCACCCUUGGUACGAGCAAUUGGCGCUAUGGCCGUUAAUAUACCACUAUCUCUUAAUUCCUAUAAACCUAAAUGA